AUGAAUGGGGCCCCACCGUAAUGAAAAUAUCUUAUUUUUGUUUUCUUUCAAUACCCGGUACAGUAGGUGGCGGCAAUACACCAAUAGGUGUAGUCUGGCAUAAAAAUUUAAAGAAGAAGAAGAAAAGCGAGCUGAGGCAAGCAAUGGAGUGGUAGAUGAAGUGCUGAAUAUUACAAAAACGACCGCAACACUUCAAUUCUCUGCGCGUGUCAUCCACAGCAACCUCCACUAUGGACAGCGAUGACGAUAUGGAAGAAGUCGUUGAAGGCCCUCUGGAUGAGGAUGACCAGCCUCACGGGUUCUGUACAGUCACCUUCUCCUCCAGCGAUCGCUUUGAAGGACAUUUUACACAUGGAGAAAAGAAUGGGAAGGGCAAGUUCUUCUUUUUCGAUGGCAGCACCUUGGAGGGGUUCUAUGUGGACGAUGCGUUACAGGGUCAGGGGGUGUACUCCUACGAGGAUGGAGGGGUCCUCCAUGGGACCUAUAUGGAUGGGGACCUCAACGGCCCUGCACAGGAGUUUGAUUCUGAGGGCCGGCUGAUGUUUGAAGGCCAGUACAAAGACAACAGCCGCUGUGGGGAGUGUUGGAUCUACUACCCUGACCGAGGCAGUGUAUUUGGGCAGGUGAACGAGGAUGGCGAGAUGACCGGUAAAGCGGUGGCGUAUGUUUACCCAGAUGGCCAAACGGCUCUCUAUGGGAGCUUCGUGGAGGGGGAGCUGAUCGAGGCUCGACUCGCCACCCAGGUUUCCAUGGAGACCACCAGACCACACUUUGACGUUUCACCUGACAGCCCUGUGUACUCCUAUGAUAAAUCCACUUCCACCUGUAUCGCUACCCACACUCUUCUUCCAGACCCCUAUGAAAGCAAAAGGGUAUUUGUGGCAGACUCACUGAUCUCAGGAGCAGGAGAAGGCUUGUUUGCCAAGAUUGAUGUUGAGGCCAAUGUUGUAAUGGCCUUUUACAACGGAGUACGCAUCACACACUCAGAGGUAGACAGCAGGGAUUGGUCCCUGAACGGGAAUACCAUCUCCCUGGAUGAGGACACAGUGAUUGACGUUCCCCAGCCCUUCCACCAGAUGGACAGAUACUGUGCCUCACUGGGACACAAGGCCAACCACUCCUUCACCCCAAACUGCAAAUACGACCCAUUCGUCCACCCUCGUUUUGGGCCCAUCAAGUGCAUCCGCACCCUGCGGGUGGUGCAGAGGGAUGAGGAGCUGACUGUUGCCUAUGGUUACGACCACGAGCCAUCGGGGAAGAGCGGUCCGGAGGCACCAGACUGGUACAAACAGGAACUGCAGGCCUUCCAGCAGAGACGGACUACCAACGGGCAGUAAAAAAACGUACUACUACUCCACUCAAUCUACCCGAACAACUACUACCCGUUGGACCCCCCUUUUCAUAGAACAAGGGCAAUAAAGCAUCUACCACUCUACUGACACAACUGCUACCCACCUCCCUGCCCUUUGCACAGGAGCAAUAACUCCCAAAAGAAAGAAAAUAAAUUCAAAAUAUUGACGCGGUCGGUGUAACAAAGCAUGUUACUUUCCCGACCUGAACUAGUGUUACCCUUACACCCAAACAUCCUCUUCCUUAACAGUGCUCUCAAUGCAGCCCUGCUUCAACCUCCACCUACUCAUUAAUAACUGCCCCCCUCUAGACUGAACCCCUCUACCUGAGCCCCCAGUCUUGCUACGGCUGCUCCUUGAGGACAAAAGGCACAGCAACAUUGAGGGCUCGGAUCAGACUAUUUCCAAACAUCGAAGGAUUGUUUGAGAGCUUGGCAACACAGGUGGAAGGUGUGAUAUGUCGAUUUGUACGGUAUAGGAAUGGAACACCGCUGUACGUGGAUGUGGGUGAGGGUGCUAUGGAGAUCAGCACUAACCCAGCCACACUUGCACUUAAACACAGGAACCUAUGUGUCACGUCAAGAGACCAAUCAGAUGUAAUGUACAAGGUUUACUGCUGUAUUUGCUGCUCUGUGAGUCUCGUUCUCCCCAGCCUGUGUCUUUUAUACAACCUAUGGACAUGAACUCGUGGUAUGUGGAGUGUCCUUGAUAUUAGUUUGGUAAUUGAGAUCAAGUUAGACCCUUAUUCCUUUUACUCCACUGUGACAGUGUGUUAGUGUGUGUACUGGCUGUUUAAACAUUGUCUCUGUGUGAAUCUGAAUAGGUUUGAAGACAUUGGCUUUGCCAAAUCAUUUCCCCAACAUCACCUGAGUAUAGUAUAAAUCAUGAUCUGAAUGUCCUCUUCAGCCACUUACAGUAAAUUGACAUGGUUGGCCUUCUAACCUUUUUUUUGACAUACAUUAAAUACUAACCAAUGAUAUCUAUAGUUCAUUAGUUACAUUUAUUUAUCAACACUUUUCUCACCUUUUGGUUGGUGUUAUUGUCAACUCUGCACAUGAUUCAGACCAACAAGUGAGCUCAACUUUGGAGACUGUUUAAAUACUCUGGGAGAUAAAAAGGUCAACUGUGAUAGCAAUAGCAAUGGUAAACUCGUAAGUAGCCCAGACUAAACACAAAUAAAGACAACAUGAACCAUC
Messenger RNA from Coregonus clupeaformis (lake whitefish), 2545 nucleotides. It is a transcript of the gene setd7, whose product is annotated as SET domain containing 7, histone lysine methyltransferase. Gene Ontology annotation, cellular component: chromosome. Lineage: Eukaryota; Metazoa; Chordata; Actinopteri; Salmoniformes; Salmonidae. Gene Ontology annotation, molecular function: histone H3K4 monomethyltransferase activity; protein binding. The coding region runs from base 231 to 1337 and encodes 368 amino acids. Gene Ontology annotation, biological process: regulation of DNA-templated transcription. The record is from RefSeq and is a predicted model, not a curated record. The transcript is spliced from 8 exons.